Messenger RNA from Durusdinium trenchii, 2145 nucleotides. NCBI's taxonomy places the organism in Eukaryota, Dinophyceae, Suessiales, Symbiodiniaceae. The record is from the annotation of a GenBank genome assembly.
CGAGUCCUUCCUACUAGCUUAAAGUUGUAUCGCCAUGAGUCCGUGGAUGCGAUUACGCAGCUGCAAUGGCACGCUUCGUAGCCUUCGCAUCCAUGGAAUUCCUGGAAGGUUUCUUCAACUGCGGAUGGUGGCGGAAGCUCCACAGCGCGCAGGGGAGCACAAGGACUCUGUGCACAACAUUGGUGCGGGGCCCGGUGCCAAAGACAUGGACCUAGCAGCAUGGUCGAAGCUGAAGAAUUCUGACGUCGGUGCGCCACUCUCAUGGCGUCUUACAGAGAUCGGUGCUUGGAGGCCUAAUCCGCAGCCGAAGUUUGAGGUGGAGACUGUCCCAGGUUUGUCCCCAGGCGUCCCAGCGGCAGUUGUACAUGGUGUCCUCUCCGAGAAGGAAUGCCAAGAGCUUAUCGCUGCCUUUCCUUCUGGUGGCAAAGGCUACAUGCCCGGCCAGCGUGUUGCUGAGCUGUACCGCGAUCGAAGGGUGAAAUCACGUAGCUUGGUGAGGGAUGAGUUGCUGGCAAAGAUCCUCCAAGAGCGGCUACAAUCAGUCUUGCCCCACAAUCUUGAUGGUGGACGCUUGUUUGGUGUCAAUCCCAACUUCCGCUUCGUUCACUACGACACUGGGGGUCGGCACUCAACGCAUAUUGAUGGCAGGGAGCCGGUCAUGCCUGAACAGGAUGAAGCUGGAGACGGCUGGGUGCAGUCACGCAUGACACUACAAAUCUACCUCAACAGCCACGGCAAGGAUUUUCGUGGAGGUGAGUUUGCCAUCGUGGACGCAGAUGACAGCAGCGAAGAUGGUCGAGUCAAACACUUGAUCAAACCUCAAGCAGGCGACGUCGUCUUGUUCUAUCAAGAAAGAUUGAACCCACCAUCAGAGUAUCCCCCCUACGAGCUACAGCAUCAAGCAAAUGACGUGACUGAAGGAGAGAAAUACGCUUGUCGCACAAUGGUGGAUUACAUUUUUCCUGAUCAACAAACCGCCCACCUUAGCAAUGUCAAGGAUGACUACAUGUCUCGGAGAUCUGUCUUGGCCAUAGGCAAUACCAUCAUGGACACAAUGUUGACAGUGAGCCACAUUCCAGUAGAUGAAAAAAUCAGUGUGAAGACAAAGAAGACCUAUGUCGGAGGACAAGGUGCAAAUGCUGCCCAGGCUCUAGCGCUUCUGGGUGCAAAUGUGUCAUUCAUGACUCGUUUAGGAGAUGACCCCGAGGGCCAUACCGCCAUGAAUGCCUACGAAAAGUUGGGAAUGGACUUAACUCACAAGGUAGUUGUUCCUGGAGCUCACACCAGUGUUGCAGCUGUCCUUGUUGCGACUGACAAGGCACAUCAUCGUAGCUGUUUGAUCUACGAUGAUCCCAAGCUGCUGGGCUCACCUACCUCUGAGCCCGUGGAUGCGGCUCUCCAUCGCCUCAGCUCGGGGCACUUUGAUGCGGUUUACACAGAUGGGUGGCAGAUAGACUUGGCUCUGCCGAUAGCACGAGCUGCCAAGAAGCUCUCUGUCCCCAUUGUAGCAGAUAUCGAAGCUCUGACAGCGGAAACACGUGAAUUGGCAGAUUUGGCCACUGUACUAAUCGCAGGUGCCUCAGUGAUAAAGGCCUUGGCAGGUCAGGAUGAUGUGAGACACGCAGUACUGAGCCUUGUGAAUCGGUGUCCAGGUCGUGUGGUUGUCGCCACUGAAGGUGAGGGAGGCUCGUAUGGUGCUGCCCACGGUGAGGAGGUGAUCUAUGUUCCUGCACUGGAGGUGGAUGUGCAGGAUACUACUGGGGCAGGUGAUUCAUACCAUGCUGGCUACAUGAUGGCGUUCUUGAAAGGACGGAGUGUGGCUGACUGCAUGUCUUUUGCCACCAAAGUGGCAGCGGCCAAAUGCGAGACUCCAGGCUCCUCUUUAACCCGUGAUGCAUUAGAAAGAUUCGGCCUGUUGGAUGGGAAGCAGCUUGCUGCCAUUCCUUGACGUUCACAGAAAGUAGUUCACCAACAGGUUGAGCAGUGACACAUGUUUGCAACAUGUUUGUACAGUGCUAUUUUGCUGUAAAGUUUCAGUGUCAGAACAUUGUGGUUGUGGCUCACUUGCUCUUAGACACAGACUUGCAAGCCAUUUCCACACUGGUGGGCAGAAAUAACCACUUGUUCCGAGCGGCGCUGCGAAAA